Messenger RNA from Peromyscus eremicus (cactus mouse), 5244 nucleotides. It is a transcript of the gene Rock2, whose product is annotated as Rho associated coiled-coil containing protein kinase 2. Gene Ontology annotation, biological process: peptidyl-threonine phosphorylation; regulation of cell junction assembly; cortical actin cytoskeleton organization. Gene Ontology annotation, molecular function: ATP binding; small GTPase binding; Rho-dependent protein serine/threonine kinase activity. Gene Ontology annotation, cellular component: cytoplasm; centrosome; cytoskeleton. The record is from RefSeq and is a predicted model, not a curated record. NCBI's taxonomy places the organism in Eukaryota, Metazoa, Chordata, Mammalia, Rodentia, Cricetidae.
GCCCCGCGAAGCGGCAUGAGCCGGCCCCCGCCGACGGGGAAAAUGCCCGGCGCCCCUGAGGCCGCGCCGGGGGACGGGGCGGGCGCGAGCCGCCAGAGGAAGCUGGAGGCGCUCAUCCGAGACCCUCGCUCGCCCAUCAACGUGGAGAGCUUGCUGGAUGGCUUAAAUUCCUUGGUCCUUGACUUGGAUUUUCCUGCUUUGAGGAAAAAUAAAAAUAUAGAUAAUUUCUUAAAUAGAUAUGAGAAAAUAGUGAAAAAAAUUAGAGGUUUACAGAUGAAAGCAGAAGACUACGAUGUUGUAAAAGUUAUUGGAAGAGGUGCUUUUGGUGAAGUUCAGUUGGUUCGUCAUAAGGCAUCACAGAAGGUUUAUGCAAUGAAGCUUCUUAGUAAGUUUGAAAUGAUAAAACGAUCAGACUCUGCUUUUUUCUGGGAAGAAAGAGAUAUUAUGGCUUUUGCAAAUAGUCCCUGGGUGGUUCAGCUCUUUUGUGCCUUUCAAGAUGACAGGUACCUGUACAUGGUGAUGGAGUACAUGCCAGGUGGAGACCUUGUGAACCUUAUGAGUAAUUACGAUGUGCCUGAAAAAUGGGCCAAGUUUUAUACUGCUGAAGUAGUGCUUGCACUGGAUGCAAUACACUCCAUGGGCUUAAUACACAGAGACGUGAAGCCUGAUAACAUGCUCUUGGAUAAACAUGGACAUCUAAAAUUAGCAGAUUUUGGCACAUGCAUGAAAAUGGAUGAAACAGGCAUGGUGCAUUGCGAUACAGCAGUUGGAACUCCUGAUUACAUAUCACCUGAGGUUCUGAAAUCACAAGGUGGUGAUGGAUACUAUGGGCGAGAGUGUGAUUGGUGGUCUGUAGGUGUUUUCCUUUUUGAGAUGCUAGUGGGGGACACUCCAUUUUACGCAGAUUCACUUGUAGGAACCUACAGCAAAAUUAUGGAUCAUAAAAAUUCACUGUGUUUCCCUGAAGAUACAGAAAUUUCUAAACAUGCAAAGAAUCUCAUCUGUGCCUUCUUAACAGACAGGGAGGUACGACUUGGAAGAAAUGGGGUAGAAGAAAUCAAACAGCAUCCUUUCUUUAAGAAUGAUCAGUGGAAUUGGGAAAAUAUAAGAGAGACGGCAGCUCCAGUGGUGCCUGAGCUCAGCAGUGACAUAGACAGCAGCAACUUUGAUGACAUUGAGGAUGACAAAGGAGAUGUAGAGACCUUCCCAAUCCCUAAAGCUUUUGUGGGAAAUCAGCUGCCUUUUAUAGGAUUUACCUACUUUAGAGAAAAUUUGUUAUUAAGUGACUCUCCAUCUUGUAGAGAAAAUGAUGCAAUACAAACAAGGAAAAGUGAAGAAAGUCAGGAGAUUCAGAAAAAAAUAUCUGCACUAGAAGAACACCUUAGCAGUGAGCUGCAGGCCAAGGAGGAGCUGGAGCAGAAGUGCAAAUCUAUCAAUACUCGCCUAGAGAAAACAGCAAAGGAGCUAGAAGAAGAGAUUACUUUUAGGAAAAAUGUGGAAUCAGCACUGAGACAGUUGGAAAGAGAAAAGGCCCUUCUUCAGCACAAAAAUGCAGAGUAUCAACGGAAAGCUGAUCAUGAAGCUGACAAGAAACGGAAUCUAGAAAAUGAUGUUAACAGCUUAAAAGAUCAACUUGAAGAUUUGAAGAAGAGGAACCAGAGCUCUCAGAUAUCCACUGAGAAGGUCAAUCAGCUCCAGAAACAACUGGAUGAAGCUAAUGCUUUGCUGCGAACAGAGUCUGAUACUGCAGCACGGUUAAGAAAAACACAGGUGGAAAGUUCCAAACAGAUUCAGCAGCUGGAAUCUAACAAUAGAGAUCUACAAGAUAAGAACUGCCUACUUGAGACUGCCAAGUUAAAGCUUGAAAAGGAAUUUAUCAAUCUUCAAUCAGCUCUAGAAUCUGAAAGGAGGGACCGGACUCAUGGAUCAGAGAUAAUUCAUGAUUUACAAGGUAGACUAUCUGGGCUGGAAGAAGACUUGAAGACUGGGAAAGUCUUACUGGCAAAGGUAGAGCUGGAGAAGAGACAGCUGCAGGAGAAGCUCACUGACUUGGAGAAGGAAAAGAGCAACAUGGAAAUAGAUAUGACAUAUCAACUGAAAGUGAUACAGCAGAGUUUAGAGCAAGAAGAAGCUGAACACAAGACCACAAAAGCACGUCUAGCAGAUAAAAACAAGAUCUAUGAAUCCAUUGAAGAAGCUAAAUCAGAAGCCAUGAAAGAAAUGGAGAAGAAGCUGUUGGAAGAAAGGUCUUUAAAGCAGAAGGUGGAGAACCUGCUCCUGGAAGCUGAGAAAAGAUGCUCUCUAUUGGACUGUGAUCUCAAACAGUCACAGCAGAAACUCAGCGAGCUGCUGGAGCAGAAAGAUGUGCUAAGUGAGGAUGUUAGAAAUUUGACAUUAAAAAUAGAGCAGGAAACUCAGAAGCGUUGCCUUAUGCAAAAUGAUCUGAAGAUGCAGACCCAGCAAGUCAACACCCUAAAAAUGUCAGAAAAGCAGAUAAAGCAGGAAAAUAAUCAUCUCAUGGAAAUGAAAAUGAACUUGGAAAAGCAAAAUGCUGAACUUCGAAAAGAGCGGCAGGAUGCAGACGGGCAGAUGAAGGAGUUGCAAGACCAGCUUGAAGCGGAGCAGUAUUUCUCAACCCUCUAUAAGACACAAGUUAGAGAACUUAAGGAAGAAAGUGAAGAGAAGACUAAGCUUUGUAAAGAAUUACAGCAGAAGAAGCAGGAUUUACAGGAUGAAAGAGACUCUUUGGCUGCCCAGCUGGAGAUCACCCUGACCAAAGCAGAUUCUGAGCAGCUGGCUCGUUCCAUUGCUGAGGAACAGUAUUCUGAUUUGGAAAAAGAGAAGAUCAUGAAAGAGCUGGAGAUAAAAGAAAUGAUGGCUAGACACAAACAAGAGCUCACUGAGAAGGAUGCCACCAUUGCGUCUCUCGAAGAAACCAAUAGGACACUAACUAGUGAUGUUGCGAAUCUUGCAAACGAGAAGGAAGAGCUGAACAACAAGCUGAAAGACACUCAAGAGCAACUCUCCAAGUUGAAAGAUGAAGAGAUCAGCGCAGCAUCGAUUAAAGCUCAGUUUGAGAAGCAGCUGUUGACGGAGAGAACACUCAAGACCCAGGCUGUGAAUAAGUUGGCGGAGAUCAUGAAUCGCAAAGAACCUGUCAAGCGUGGCAGUGACACAGAUGUACGAAGGAAAGAGAAGGAGAACAGGAAACUCCAUAUGGAGCUUAAGUCUGAACGUGAAAAGUUGACGCAGCAGAUGAUCAAAUACCAGAAAGAACUGAAUGAAAUGCAGGCUCAAAUAGCUGAAGAGAGCCAGAUUCGAAUUGAACUCCAGAUGACCCUGGACAGUAAAGACAGUGACAUUGAGCAGCUGCGGUCACAGCUCCAGGCCUUGCAUAUUGGUAUGGACAGUUCCAGUAUAGGCAGUGGACCAGGAGAAGUUGAGCCCGAUGAUGGUUUUCCAGAAUCAAGAUUGGAAGGAUGGUUGUCGUUGCCUGUGCGGAACAACACUAAAAAGUUUGGAUGGGUUAAAAAGUACGUGAUUGUGAGCAGUAAGAAGAUCCUCUUCUACGACAGCGAACAAGAUAAAGAGCAGUCUAACCCUUACAUGGUUCUCGAUAUAGACAAGCUGUUUCAUGUCCGACCUGUUACCCAGACAGAUGUAUACAGAGCAGAUGCUAAAGAAAUUCCAAGGAUAUUCCAGAUUCUGUAUGCCAAUGAAGGAGAAAGUAAGAAGGAACCAGAAUUUCCGGUGGAGCCUGUGGGAGAAAAAUCUAAUUAUAUUUGCCACAAAGGACAUGAGUUUAUUCCUACUCUUUAUCACUUCCCAACUAACUGUGAGGCCUGUAUGAAGCCAUUGUGGCACAUGUUUAAACCUCCUCCUGCUCUAGAGUGUCGUCGGUGCCACAUUAAGUGUCAUAAAGAUCACAUGGACAAGAAGGAAGAGAUCAUAGCACCUUGCAAAGUUUAUUAUGAUAUAUCAUCGGCAAAGAAUCUAUUGUUAUUAGCAAAUUCAACAGAAGAACAGCAGAAAUGGGUUAGUAGGUUGGUGAAAAAGAUACCUAAGAAGCCUCCGGCUCCGGACCCUUUUGCCCGAUCAUCUCCUAGGACCUCAAUGAAAAUACAACAAAACCAGUCCAUCCGGCGGCCCAGUAGACAGCUUGCUCCAAACAAACCAAGCUAACUGCCUUCUGUGAAAGCAGUUAUUCUUCAGCCACAAGACUGAAAUAGGAUGUUUCAAAACGUAACUAAAAAGCUGUAUUCUACUGAGAGACUGAUACACAUACACACACGUUUCCUUUCCCCUGAAGUAAUUUUAAAUCAUGGAGAAUUUUUCUGGGCUGCUUUGAAACAAGUUGGACAGCGGUGAUCGGUGAGUAAAGGUGUCGUGCGACUCUUCAAGACUUUCUUCCUAGAGCCCUUGGCGGUCACACUACAUUGACCAGAAGGACUGAGAAGAGUUUAAAGAGAUCACAUUUGGGUUUCAACAGAGGGUUUCUACCUGCACAUUAGCCAGAAGAACGGGGAGUGGAUUCCACUGCAGUGAUGCUGACUACAUCUUUAAAAGUGACCAUGCUGUUGUAUCCAUGUAUGUCUGUACAUAGGAGUUGAGCCUCAUAUAUAUACACACACACCACACAUAAGAACACAGUGUACUGUAAUACUGCAAGAAGGUAUUUUUAACUUACCGUUUUAUUUUUAUACACAUGAAUCAGAUAUCAUUACUUCAGUUGCAACUAUGCACUUGUAUGAAGCCAUGUGUUGGCGCUUAUAUCCUUCAUUCAUGUACCUGACAGGAGAUGCAUGUUUGUGUAAACAGGAACUGUAACAAGAAGUUUGCAGUUAAUUACUCCAGUUCCUAAUGCUUGUGGUAGACAACUUUACCCAUUUUGAAUGCCUUAAUUUAAUUUUCUCUCCCCCCCCCCCCAAAUCUCAACCCUUUUCUGUAUUUAAGAAGAGAAAGAGCAAGUGUUUACCAGCUCUUAGGAUGCAGCUUGCUUUGUGGGAAAGUAGUGCGCUCUUGACCUGCAGCGUGGGUCAGUGAUAGCCUGUCUGCUGUAGGACGGCUGUAAUGUAUUGGGCCAUAGAACAGUAAUGAUUGUAUUGAAGCCAGUGUGUGUGAUGGACAUCUGUUAGUUUUUCAGCCCUUUUUACAGACGUCAGCUGGUCUGUAACUACAAAAUACUUCCUUUGCUUUGAACUUGCUGGUUACCCUAGGUGUGUUUUUAUUUAUGAUAAAGGCAAU